Molecule: messenger RNA, 1383 nt
Organism: Heterobasidion irregulare TC 32-1
Lineage: Eukaryota; Fungi; Basidiomycota; Agaricomycetes; Russulales; Bondarzewiaceae
Exons: 7
Coding region: 1-1383 (460 amino acids)
Source: RefSeq, a predicted model, not a curated record
AUGGCUGCCCUUCCCCCGUCUCUCCCAAGCACCUUCAAAGCCAUCAGCUGCGCCGCCCCCCACGCCCCCUGGGACGUCGUCACCCUCCCCCUCCGCGCCCCCGCCCCGACAGAGGUCCUCGUCCGCGUGCACGCCUCGGGCAUCUGCAACUCCGACCACUUCGUCAAGGAGGGCACCUGGCCCGGCCUCGCCUACCCCCGCGUCCCCGGCCACGAGGUCGUCGGCCGCAUCGCCGCCGUCGGCGACGCCCUCGUGAACGCCCGCGGCGCAGGCGACCGCUUCGCCAUCGGCGCACUCGUCGGCGUCGGCUGGAACGGCGGCUACUGCGGCCGCUGCGGCCCCUGCAGACGCGGCGAGUUCUGGACGUGCGACGUCGCCGACGUCACCGGCUUCACCUUCGACGGCGGCCACGCCGAGUACGUCUACGUCCCCGAAACAGCCCUCGUGUCCAUCCCGGAGGAGGCCCUCGAGCACGCCUCGUACGCCGAGCUCGCCCCGCUCUUCUGCGCCGGCGCCACCGUCUUCGACGCCAUCCGCACCUCAAACUGGGUCCCGGGCGACCUCUGCGUCGUCCAGGGCAUCGGCGGCCUCGGCCACCUCGCCGUCCAGUACGCGGCCAAGAUGGGCUUGAAGGUGCGCGCGUCAUCGCCGUCUCCUCCGGCGCCUCCAAACGCGACUUUGCCCUUUCCAUCGGCGCCCACGAAUACAUCGACGCCUCCUCCCCCCCCAUCCCCCUCCUCUUCCUCUUCCACGUCCCCCGCAGACGCCCUCGUCGCGCACCUCCAAUCCCGCGGCGGCGCCCGCCUCAUCGUCUGCACCGCCCCCUACGCAGACCAGAUCAGCGCCCUCCUCCCCGCCGUCGCGAAGAACGGCACCAUCACGCUCGUCUCCGCCGCCACCGACGCGCCCGUGCGCGUGCAGAACUUGCUGCUUAAUAUGCAUCGCGCGACGCUUCGCGGGUGGUGCUGCGGCGCCGCGGCGGAUAUGGAGCAGUGCGUGCGCUUUUCGACGGUUGCAGGCGUCAAGUCCGUCGUGCAGGAGUACUCGCUCGAGCAGUACGCGGCGGCGUACGACGGCGUCAUCGCGAACCGCGCGCGCUUCCGCAACGUCAUCGUCUUCCCUCUGCUGUACUCUGCUGUCUCGGGCGACAACGACCCCUCCCAGCGCAGCACCACGCCCGAUGCCCCGCUCUCCGCGCCGCGCCGCGCCGCGCCCAGCGCGCGCGCCUUCACCCACCCAAUCGGGACGGCCAUCUCACAAGCCGCUCGGUUCUCGAUUCUCGAUUCGCUUUCCGGAGAUCCGCCGGCGGUGGCGGGCUGGUGGCGGCGGCGACGAUCGAGUCUGUAUCGAACCGUUCACGACCGGCCUGCGGAUCUUCGCUGA